AUGGGAGUCGGUUUGAUCAUCUCCUAUUGUGUUACAGCUUUUGUAGUAGAUACUGCCUUCAAUGGUGUCGGUCUACCAGUCAAAUCGCUCCCCAAGGAUGAACGGACACGUAUUCAAUUCGGAUCAUGGAUGAUACAAAAGUUCUGGGCCCCAUCGAUGGCCUUUGUCAAGAUCUCAAUUGUCGUCUUUAUUAAACGACUCUUCGGCUCAAUCCGUGCAUACAUCGUUGUUUCCUACUGUUUGAUCGCAUUUAUCGCCACAUGGGCUCUCGCUGCCCUAUUGACUAACACCUUCCAAUGCAUACCGGUGCAAUACUACUACGAUAAAGACUUGAAAGGACACUGUAUGUCAGGGCAGGUUCAAUUCUUCCAGACUAUGGGCUCGAUUGCAUUGAUUGAAGAUGUUAUCAUUCUCUGCAUGCCGAUUCCUGUAUUUUGGAAGCUACAAAUCAACACUCGGCAGAAAAUAGCACUGAUGCUGGUGUUUUCUCUGGGUGGACUCGUCUGUAUCUUCAGUUUGAUGCGGCUGAUUGAAUUCCGCCAAUUCCAGCUUACCGACCUUGCAGCCUCAAGCGCCAAAGAGUCCAUCUGGACAUGUCUCGAACUCAACGUGGCCAUCAUUUGCGGCUGUCUCCCAUUUCUUAACCCACUCGUGCAAGGCGUUCGCAGCAAAGUCCGAAGUAAUGCCUCAAAAUACCAUUCCCAACGGUCUACCGGAUCCAACCUCCAACUACACACGCGGGGAAACAAAGGCGAUUUCCGAGAGCUUGGUAGUGAUUGUGGAGCGUCAGCGAACUCACAUAGCCACAAUGCUAUGGUUACGGCAAGCAGUUCAGAUAUGGAGAAUAAUAGGCUGAACACCAAUGGGCACUCCGACACAUGGGUACAUAGGGAAGAUCCGGUGAAUUUUAUGGGAAGGAAAUGA
Molecule: messenger RNA, 924 nt
Organism: Penicillium griseofulvum
Lineage: Eukaryota; Fungi; Ascomycota; Eurotiomycetes; Eurotiales; Aspergillaceae
Exons: 5
Coding region: 1-924 (307 amino acids)
Source: RefSeq, a predicted model, not a curated record